Hirsutella rhossiliensis is the source of this 450-nucleotide messenger RNA. RefSeq lists its product as uncharacterized. Bases 1 to 450 code for a protein of 149 amino acids. NCBI's taxonomy places the organism in Eukaryota, Fungi, Ascomycota, Sordariomycetes, Hypocreales, Ophiocordycipitaceae. The record is from RefSeq and is a predicted model, not a curated record. The transcript has a single exon.
AUGCGUCGCCGUCGCGUCCCGCCUCUCCUCCUCCUCUGCGCAGCCGCCGGCGCCGGCGCGGCGCGGCUCGUCCCCGGCUCCGGACCCGUCGCCCUUAUCAGCACCACGGCCCCCGACCCGGCACCCGCAUCCGCAUCGGCAGCCCUCGGGUCCGCCCACGACCCAGCGCGCCACCACAUGCUCGCGCGCGACUCGGCACCGCCGCCGCCGUACGUCCCCAUCGUCACCCCCGCGCCCGACCAGGACGCCGUGCUGGCCAGGCAGGGCCUCCGCCAGGAGACGUACUACGCCUGCAACACGGUCGGCGGCGACGGCGCCUCGGCGCACUGCGGCUGGCACGUGCCCCUCGUGCGCACGGGGGGCGCCGCGCCGCCGCAGACGGCGAGCACCGCGGCUGUUGUCGUGGGCGUGGCGUGUCUGGCGGCUGUGUUUGCGCUCGGCAUGACCUGA